AUAAAAGCAUACCGCGUCGCCCCUUGAAGACAUAGUGUUUGCUCGCAUAACACGCAAGAAAAACCACCGUUCGCCAUGAAGUGCUUCAUCAUUCUGUUCGCCCUUGUGGCUGCCGCUAGUGCUGGACUCCAUGCGGAGCACAUCCACGUCGCUGGCAACCCCCCCAUUCCGGGUCCCAAAGCCGCCCCCCUCGCCCUCCACGGUAACGACCACACCACCCGCAUCCACUACUCUGGACCGCACGUAGGGCAUCCGCACUUGGUGGGAGUCGAGGUUUUCAAGCCGGCGCCGCAUUACGAGCCCAGCUGGGACAACGUGGCCGUCCACGGACACGGCUGGCAUUAGAUCCCCUCACCUGAGCCAGCAGACCCGCUGGUCCGGAGUGGUCCACGCCGAACGCGUCAUCCUGAGGCUGAUAUGAGGCAGCGAAUCAGCGACCACCACGAUUGGUGAUACCGACACAACGAGCGAAGUCUCUGCCGAAGCCACUUCGACAGGGCGUUUCAAUUCCGUGCGAGAGAUCGCUCGCCGAGGAUAUCUCCGGCCCCGAGGGUUGAGAAUCUUCGUUUCGAGAGUCGAGGUUCACGGAGGAGUAUCGUUGCGAAAUUACAUUGUAUUGGCAGAUCGAAAAUGGAAUUCGACUGCUUCAGGAUAGCCGCCAUUCACUUGGGCCACUCCCGAGGACCGUUCCCACAAAAGACCAGGCAAUCAAACUUUGAAAAAAAAAAAAUAGGCCUUCCCGUCACUCCCUCAUUUUCUUUACGUUUUACCUUGACGCUACACAUAUGACACGCAUAUCGUACGAACAUCCUACGAACAAUCAGGUCCUUUCGUCCUCCCAUUCUCCCACUUCAUUUAGUCAACGUCGAAAUUCUUCUGUGCGGCAAUAUCGAAGAAGAGACCACAACAUCACACCGCGGCCAUCUCUUCCUGUCCCCACUAUUCGUCUUCCGGCAGCAACACUUUUAUUUAUUUUAUAAUAAAAGUCGAUUUUUACGUCUUGUGAUAAAAAAAAAAAA
Monomorium pharaonis (pharaoh ant) is the source of this 1019-nucleotide messenger RNA. RefSeq lists its product as uncharacterized. The coding region runs from base 76 to 345 and encodes 89 amino acids. The record is from RefSeq and is a predicted model, not a curated record. NCBI's taxonomy places the organism in Eukaryota, Metazoa, Arthropoda, Insecta, Hymenoptera, Formicidae. The transcript has 3 exons.